AUGUUUAAAUCACGGACCAUAAAAUUCAACAAGGUGACGCCUGUAGGAGAGAAUGAUGAGAAUGAACAAGGUUCUCAACCAAACCAUCAGUCUCAGCAAUCCACAAGACAGGAUGAAAACAAAACUGAAGAGGAACCUCUCAAAACCAAGAUGACUCCAGUCACAUCUGAAGAGCCACACACUAAAACACAAGAAAAAAUCUUCAAGGAAAAUUCCUCCAGUGAUCUGAUCACAUACCAUGACCAUGAAAAUGCAGCAGAACCAACCAGAACAAUGCCAGAGCAGAAGGAAAUGGAUUCUGGGAAAGAAGGUCCAAACAGCCCAAAAAGCAGACUGCAUAGAACCCCCGUUAUAAAUGAGUAUGCUGAUACUCAGUUGCACAACCUGGUGAAAAGAAUGCGUCAAAGAACAGCCGUCUACAAGAGAAAGUUGGUAGAGGGAGAUGAAUCCUCACCUGAACCCAGCUCACAAACUGCAAAGCCCACAGCUGUACCACCAGUACAAGAAAUCCCCGCUAAGCUAACAGAAGAACAUUACUACAGCCUGUUGUGUUGUAAAUUCCAGAAGAUGCCUUUGACAGAAUACAUAAGGCGGGUUGGGCUUGCAAAAAGCAUAGAUUCCUACACAGAUCGAUACUAUCUCCUGUGGCUCUCAAUUGUCACCAUUGCCUAUAACUGGAACUGCUGGUUUAUACCACUGCGCCUGGUCUUUCCAUAUCAAACACCAGAAAACACACUCUACUGGCUUAUCAUGGACAUGAUGUGUGAUAUCAUCUACCUUUGUGAUAUGCUAUUAAUUCAGCCAAGACUCCAGUUUGUAAGAGGAGGAGACAUAAUAAUGGAUUCAAAUGAGCUAAAGAAACACUACAAGAGUUCUACAAAAUUUCAGUUGGAUGUUGCAUCAAUAAUACCAUCUGAUAUUUUAUACCUCUUCUUUGGGUUUAAUCCUAUAUUUAGAAUAAAUAGGAUGUUAAAGUAUACUUCAUUUUUUGAGUUUAAUCAUCACCUAGAGUCUAUAAUGGAUAAAGCAUAUAUCUACAGAGUCAUUCGAACAACUGGAUACUUGCUGUUUAUUCUGCACAUUAAUGCCUGUAUUUAUUUCUGGGCUUCAAACUAUGAAGGAAUUGGCUCUACUAGGUGGGUGUAUGAUGGUGAAGGACACAAGUACCUGAGAUGUUACUAUUGGGCUGUUCGAACUUUAAUUACCAUUGGGGGCCUUCCUGAACCACAAACUUUAUUUGAAAUUAUUUUUCAACUCUUGAAUUUUUUUUCUGGAGUUUUUGUGUUCUCCAGUUUAAUUGGUCAGAUGCGAGAUGUGAUUGGGGCGGCUACAGCCAAUCAGAACUACUUCCGCGUCUGCAUGGAUCAUACCAUUGCCUACAUGAACAAUUACUCCAUUCCUAAAAGUGUGCAAAAGCGGGUUCGGACUUGGUAUGAAUAUACAUGGGCCUCUCAAAGAAUGCUAGAUGAGUCCAAUUUGCUUCAGACCCUGCCGACGACAGUGCAGUUAGCCCUUGCCAUUGAUGUGAACUUCAGCAUCAUCAGCAAAGUCGACUUGUUCAAGGGUUGUGAUACACAGAUGAUUUAUGACAUGUUGCUAAGAUUGAAAUCCACUCUUUAUUUACCUGGUGACUUUGUCUGCAAAAAGGGAGAAAUUGGCAAGGAAAUGUAUAUAAUCAAACAAGGAGAAGUGCAAGUUCUUGGAGGCCGUGAUGGUAUUCAAGUUCUGGUUACUCUGAAAGCUGGGGCAGUGUUUGGAGAAAUCAGUCUUCUAGCAGCAGGAGGAGGAAACCGUCGCACUGCCAAUGUCGUGGCCCAUGGAUUUGCCAAUCUUUUAACUCUGGACAAAAAGACCCUUCAAGAAAUUCUAGUGCAUUAUCCAGACUCCAAAAAGAUCCUCAUGAAGAAAGCCAGAGUGCUUUUAAAGCAGAAGGCUAACACCACAGAGGAAACUCCUCCAAGAAAACAACUUGCCUUCCUCUUCACACCAAAAGAAGAUACACCCAAAUUGUUUAAAUCUCUCUGGGGAGGCACAGGAAAAGCAAGUAUUACAAGACUACUCAAACUGAAGAAAGAACAAACAGUUCAGAAAAAAAGUGAAACUUCUGAAGGAGGAGAGGCUAAAGGAAAAGAAAAUGAAGAUAAAGGAAAAGAGUCAGCAGAGAAAUCACUGGACAGAUCUGAAUGUAGAGCAAGUCCUAAUACAGUGGAAGAAGAGCCACUGUCAAUUAAAAGGGCAGUUUUACCCAGAGGAACCACCCGUCAAUCACUAAUCAUCAGCAUGGCUCCUUCUGCUGAGGCCGGAGAAGAGGUUCUGACUAUUGAAGUCAAAGAAAAGGCUAAGCAAUAA
Molecule: messenger RNA, 2349 nt
Organism: Carlito syrichta (Philippine tarsier)
Lineage: Eukaryota; Metazoa; Chordata; Mammalia; Primates; Tarsiidae
Gene: CNGB3
Product: cyclic nucleotide gated channel beta 3
Exons: 18
Coding region: 1-2349 (782 amino acids)
Biological process (GO): monoatomic cation transmembrane transport
Cellular component (GO): photoreceptor outer segment; intracellular cyclic nucleotide activated cation channel complex; plasma membrane
Molecular function (GO): protein-containing complex binding; cGMP binding; intracellularly cAMP-activated cation channel activity
Source: RefSeq, a predicted model, not a curated record